UCUCUUGGCUUCCUGGCCGCUCCCGAGUUCACCAACCCCGCAUACGGCGACUUCAAUGCCAGGCUCAGGGACCAGAUCCAGGCACUCAAAUGGGUGAAGUCAUACAUCAGUAAAUUCGGGGGCGACCCAACCAAUGUCACCAUCAGCGGGCACAGUGCCAGUGGGGCCUCUGUGGAGCUACACACGGUUGUCGACAAGAGCAAAGGGCUUUUUUCUCAUGUUAUUGCACAGAGCGUCAGUAGGUCGGCCCUUCCCACCCCUAAGCAACAGCAGCCCCUCUUUGAAUCCUAUACAUUGCUUGCAGGAUGUGAAAAUGGUUCUGUAGCAGAUCAAAUGAAAUGCCUCCACGGUGCAAACAUUAGCACACUUGCAUUUGCACAGGAUAAUGCACUCCAUAGAGACUUUGGAUACAUACCCAUCGUGGACGGCUUACUGAUUACUGGACACCCUACGACAAAGUUCCAGUGUGGUGAGUUCACUCAUGUCCCGCUUAUAGUUGGCUCAGCAUCCAACGAGACUCUUUCCUUAUCGCCGAACCUCGAUAUCUCUACGGGACUUAAGGCAUUUUUCCCGUCAUUGACAGACACAGACAUUCAGCAGUUCUUGUGGUUAUAUCCAAUAGAUGACUUCGAUUCUAAGAUUCAGCAGUUCCAAGUGGCCACAGGCGAACCUGAUGUGAUAUGCGCUGUAAGUCUAAGCCUCACGCUACUGCCAUGGGCAACCCAUCCUCACUAUUCAAAUACUUGGACUUAUUGGUACAACAUGCCUGACCCAAUGUUGAAUACCAAAUAUGUCACACAUGCUGCUGAGAACUGGAUGAUGUUUAAUGGCACUACCACUGGUCCCAAUGGCACCAGCACAUUUGACCCACAGACAAAUGCCCAAAAAGCAUUUGCUUCCGAACUCAUUGCUUACUGGCUUUCCUUCGUGCGCACUGGCGAUCCGAAUACUUAUAAGCUGGACAAGUCUCCCAUGUGGGAGAAGUACUCAGAGUCCAAACUAGUCCGGAUGGUUCUGACACAGCAAAUCUCGGCCACUGAGAGUGGUAACGAAAUGGAGAACUUGCCUCCUGUGGAGUUUGUCAGAUGUGCAUUUGCAAUUAGCAAGGCAGAGGCUUGUCAACAUUAGGUAGGAUCGUAGUGACCUGUGCAUGGUGCCCGAGCAGCCUGGGGAGAAGGAAGCAGUUGUGGUCAUGGAUAUAUGGAGAUUUUGAGAGUGAAGCAGAUUCAACGCCCAACUUGAAGCUGCAGUAGAAUGCAAUAUCUGGGGUUGGUCGGUGAGCGCC
This is a messenger RNA of Suillus paluster, 1285 nucleotides long. Its product is annotated as Alpha/Beta hydrolase protein. The transcript is spliced from 6 exons. The annotation marks the transcript as partial. The record is from RefSeq and is a predicted model, not a curated record. NCBI's taxonomy places the organism in Eukaryota, Fungi, Basidiomycota, Agaricomycetes, Boletales, Suillaceae.